CAGCAUGGCGGGGACUGAUUUGUAUAGACUAGAGACAUGAACACAGCUUCGAAUACGUCGAGAGGUCUCAUCUCCCCUCCACUCUCAACUCGAUUGCAUAUAGUCCCAAGUUCGAUUUACGGUACCAACUCCUAACUUGACGAAUCGAUAAGUCGUGUCUACCAGGUAGGUUAGCUCAUCAGCGCCACAGCUGGGAUAUCACUCCCAAACCAUGGAGGGCUGUGAAGGACCUCUUCCGUCAUCAUGUUGAUUCCAGCCUCUAUUGACUUCCAUCGUCGACGUUUCAAACUCUUCCGAAGAUCCCGACGUAUCGAGCGAGCCAUCUAAUGGCAUGAAGAAAGCCAAGAAAGUCGGCACUACGGACCCAACAACAUCGACAGCGGAGCUAGAGAGUAUUGGAGCUACAGAACCAGCCCCAGCUCGCGAUGAACCACAUGACAAUGUUGCAUUGCAGCAGGAACAUGCGAAAGCCAAAGAUAUCAAGGAGAAGAGCGGCAACGAAGUGCAGCAACCCAACACAAUCGCUCCAGUGCCGGGACCCAUCAAAGCAGAAGCAGAAGACGACGGAAGCGAAGACGAGAAAUCAGUUUCGCCUGACGGUAGCGACGAGGACUACGAUUCCGAAGAAGAUGGCGAUGACAAACCCUACGGUUCUGGCCUUGAACGCGACCCCGACCAGAGCGGGGGUGUGAUGAUGGCCCCUCUUUCCGCCGAAGAUGAGUUGGCGGCGGAGAUUGGAUUUGCAAAACAAGAUGAUGAGUUUGAUGAGUACGUCGAAGAGCAUGGCGAUGUUGUUCUAAAUCGGGAUCUAGCAAGCGACUCGGACGACAGCGAGGAAACAACUGACCGGAAACGGGAAGAGUUGGCGGAACUGGAGAAUGAUAUGAAUGACUUUUGAUGACUUGAUGUGUAUUUGAGGCCUAGGUAUUUUUGCAAGACUUUACCACCGUUGUUUAAAUGUCAGAAGAUGUUGAGCUUGAUCACAUGUUCAGACGUUCAUGCUGCUCUUGAAUACUCAAAGUUUUAUAAUUGUUAUAUCUCAUGUAUUUCAUACUUUCCCUCUCAAUUUCUAUUUGUGUAUCGACGGAUGUUACGAUUUACCUGCCUUG
Molecule: messenger RNA, 1109 nt
Organism: Alternaria rosae
Lineage: Eukaryota; Fungi; Ascomycota; Dothideomycetes; Pleosporales; Pleosporaceae
Exons: 2
Coding region: 332-898 (188 amino acids)
Source: RefSeq, a predicted model, not a curated record